GAGCCCGAUCGUACGGGCCGGUUUGCGACAAACGAAAUCACGUCAAGUUACAACUCGCUUCAACCGCGAUGAUAAGCUAACGGUUCUUUGUGUUGUUUGGUACUGCUUCGUUACCUCAGCUGGUUUUGGUUUUUUUUACUGAAUACUAAAAUUGAUAUCCCAUACAUCGAUACCGAUAUUGACGUAAAUUUUUCGAAUGUAUCUAAAUCAGAGCAAAUUUGAACGUGGCGUAAUAUGCUAAUGGAGAAAUGUUUACACAAUGGGGACCUGCGUACUCUAGGAAGAUGCUUAUAUGGCUACUGCUGACAUGCGUGAUAAUUGGUGAGCAACAGUUCGAAACGGUAGCCGACAGCAACACGACCGAAGCUCAUCUCUGGAACAGUGACCAUGACUAUGAAUAUGUUCCCGAGUGGUUCCCGUCGAAUCGAACCCUGGGCUCAGUGUCCGCAGUGGCAUUCGAUGCAUCCGGAAAUAUAGUGGUAUUCCACCGUGGAUCACACGUCUGGGAUAUAAAUUCGUUCGAUCAACAGAAUCGAUAUCUUCCCAUCAGUAGGGGCCCGAUUGUUGAAUCGACGCUGUUGGUUGUCAAUAAUCAAACUGGAACAGUCAUCAAUGAAUGGGGUUCUAAUUUUUUCUACAUGCCACAUGGACUUACCAUCGAUCGGAACGACAGCUACUGGAUCACAGACGUAGCCAUGCAUCAGGUAUUCAAAUUCAAUCCCACAGUUUCUACCACGGAGCCGGCACUAGCCCUCGGUCGUGCUUUUCAACCGGGAAGUGACAUUCACAGUUUUUGCAAACCUACUUCGGUUGCCGUUCUGGACAAUGGAGAUUUCUUCGUAGCCGACGGUUACUGCAAUGGGAGAAUAAUGAAAUAUUCAUCGGAUGGGCGCUUGGUACUGAGUUGGGGGAAAAAUUCGUUCGUUUUAACAAUAAGCUAUAAGCUACCGAAGGGACCCAUACCGGAGAACUUCUUUGCCAUCCCUCAUGCAUUGACAUACGCUGCCGAUAAGGACAUUCUGUGUGUAGCUGAUCGAGAGCAAGGCCGAGUGCAAUGCUUCAACGCCAAGGACGGAACAUUCCAUUCGAUGUACAGUCAUCCACAAAUCGGGAGCCGUAUAUUCAGUGUCAAGUAUUCUCCUAUGAAUGGUGGAGUACUCUAUAUUAUUAAUGGUCCACAAUUCACUAACGGAACGCGACCAAUCCAAGGGUUUAUCCUAUCGAUGCAGAGCAAUCAAAUCAUCGCUCGAUUCUUCCCGAACAAUCCACAACUGGCAUUCAGUAACCCUCACGAACUUGCCGUCAGUGAAAAUGGAAACCAAAUCUACGUUGCCGAGCUAUCGCCGACGGUAGUUCACAAAUUCAAACGGAAAAACGUCGUCCAACGGUUUUCGCAACAGUCACAGUCGCCUUUGUCCAGUGAAAUGUUUCCCGUUGCAACCGAUUCGAAGACAAUGGAGGAAAACCCCUACACCAGCACGCUGAUGAUCGUAUCCAUUGUCGGUAGCUUACUGACCACCAGCUGUCUAUUAUUUUGCGUUUGGCGCACGAUCUGUCCCAGCUCGACUGUUUCCGGCAGGAGGCCACGGUUUUCAACAGCCGUCGAAAAUAUUUCACUCCGAAAUUUGAAUCACUCAGAACAGGAACUGAGAGAAACCGUGUAAAAAUAUGUGCUGUUCGUGUAUAAACUUGCAACGUGAAAAGCCGCCCAAUGAUAACCUUUACUGUGAUUGAUAAUGUCUUGAAUAAAUUAUGCUGCCGAAAGUAAA
This is a messenger RNA of Malaya genurostris, 1769 nucleotides long. It is a transcript of the gene Pal1, whose product is annotated as peptidyl-alpha-hydroxyglycine alpha-amidating lyase 1. NCBI's taxonomy places the organism in Eukaryota, Metazoa, Arthropoda, Insecta, Diptera, Culicidae. The coding region runs from base 249 to 1664 and encodes 471 amino acids. The record is from RefSeq and is a predicted model, not a curated record. Gene Ontology annotation, biological process: peptide metabolic process. Gene Ontology annotation, cellular component: membrane; extracellular region. The transcript has 4 exons. Gene Ontology annotation, molecular function: protein binding; catalytic activity.